Paramuricea clavata is the source of this 11548-nucleotide messenger RNA. The record is from the annotation of a GenBank genome assembly. Lineage: Eukaryota; Metazoa; Cnidaria; Anthozoa; Malacalcyonacea; Plexauridae.
CGUGCGCAGUAGCUUCACUCCCGAAUCGAAUUUUGUUUUGCGGUCUUUGUUUUGCUAUGAUGAUGGACUUCGACAACGAAAGGGAGGGACGAAGGUGUCGGGUAUAAUCCAUUCCAUCCCGGUGAAAUUAUCCACGGAUUUGCCAUCAGGCGUACUGUUUUAGAUUUCCAAGAUACGUUUGAAUAUGGCAAGUCAAGAUGGAACCGUAUCGAGCGGCGAACGGGCCGUAAAAAGUUAGUUUCAUAAGAGCCUUAUACAAAUUGGAUUCCUGUUGUGUUUUGAAGAAGAUAAUUUAUUAUGUCUGUAUUUGCAGAUGUGCCAAUGCCUCCGAUUCACAAGCUUACGCUGUCUGAGGUGUUCGACGAAGCCGGAAAGCCAAGGCAUGCUGUCCUAAAGGCCCAUUUUGUACAAGAAGGACGCGUCGAAGAAGAUGUCGCCAUGCGAAUAAUUCGCGAUGCAACGGCGAUUCUGCGAAAGGAAAGAAACGUUUUGGAAGUUGAAGCGCCCAUAACAGGUCAGUUUUGUACAGUCGAAGACGAGCUUUUGAAAGCCGCUUUCAAAAUUACUCGCUACCCGUUAAUACUCCGCUUCGGUACAAGAAGCUAAUUUAUUGUAAAUGUUGGCUUCCGUCUUCUGUAGUUUGUGGUGAUAUACAUGGACAAUUUUACGAUCUUAUGAAGCUCUUUGAGGUUGGUGGUUCGCCUUCGACGACUCGCUACCUGUUCCUCGGAGACUAUGUGGAUCGUGGUUAUUUUUCAAUCGAGGUAUAUAUGCUUUGUUUAUAUUUGAAAAAUUGAAAGACUGAACUUUCGCAUGCAGACCGUAUUAAUCAAAAUUCGUUUCGGCCAUUUGUCUAUUUCUGUAUAUACAUCUGUCGGAAGACGUUUCCAUCUUUGGAAGCUCGAAUGAAAAGCCAAACUAAUAUAGUACAGUAUAAUCGUAUGUUGGACAUAUAAACAAAUUGGUGUUAAUAUUGUACAUCAAGUUAUUUGAGACGGAUUUAAUGCCUAGCGAGCUGUCAACAGCGAUUUCCUUUUGCUAAAUGCACGUAUUUUGAAUUAUUUUCCCUUGCAGUGUGUGCUGUAUUUGUGGACUUUGAAGAUUUUAUACCCUAACACGCUGUUUCUGUUGAGAGGAAAUCACGAAUGCCGACAUCUCACGGAGUAUUUCACGUUUAAGACAGAAUGUGAGUAUUUCAAGAUAAUUUUAAUGAAAUAUUUUCGGCGUUCGCCUUGUGUGUUAUCUGUUUCGCUACAGUUGUCAUUGAAUUCCCCCUGGGGGCUUGGGGUUAAAUAUAGCCCGGUUAUAUUUCCCUGGUUUGAGUGCAAGAAUCAAAUAUCUAAGAAUAUUUUCGGCCUACAUCGCGAUUUUUAUCUGGUGUGUAGGGCAUUUCAAGGUUUGUACUGUCAAUACAGCAUGAAAUGUGUUCAGAAAAAAUUUAAGCAGGCGGCAUGAAUUAUUUAUCUUGUUCGAAGUUUAUACUUGGCGAGGGUUGAGCCGUGCCUACAAGCUGUGAUCUGAAGUUAUUAUUUGGAAGGCCGGGUGAAAUAUUUUUGAAAUAUAUAUAAACAACAUACAUAGGAGCAAAUUCUAAGAAAUCGACUAAAUGGUUCUAAAUCGAGUCUUGUUACAAAUUUGCAAAACAGGCUUGCAAGCUGUGCAUUUUGGAGAUAUUGUCCGAGCACGAGUGGUUUUAUGUAAACUGUGAUAAAAGAUGACUCCUAAUCUGAAUGGAAGUUUUCGACAAUCAUUAAGCAAGGCAUCUGUUUCGUAAUUACACUUUAUUGCAGCUCAAUUUGCUUUGGGUCCUUUAGCAAUGUCUGUCACACUUUAUAACACUGCAAAUCAUUUAUUGUGUCAUAACAUAAUGCAUCAUUUUUGUACAAAAUAAAAGAUGUGUCAUCUGCGACCUUUUUAUAUAUUGACCCCUUUCCCUGUGGUUGGACAAUUAAUCCAUUAGUCUAAGUUUGGGAUUACUAUAUAUUGAAUCUAUAAAGGGUUUGUGUUAUUCACAGUAAUGGGCCAUCUGUCAGCUUAUCUACAUAUAUUGUUUAACUUCUUCCUGCAGUGCCCUGCUUGUGUGUGGAGCUCUUUAUAAUAUAGCAUUCUGACUUCAAUUAAACGCUCUCUCUUUCCAUACAAUUAAAUUUUAAGUGUGUUUAGAAAGUUUCGGAUUGAUAGGGAUAUAACUACUAGGUUAGGAGAAAUUCGAUGUCUUGUAUGAAUGCUCUUUGUUGGGGAGUUAGUUAGUUCUGAUGAAGGGCCUUCGCUCGAAACGUUGACCUUCUCCUUGUAUUUUAAAGGUAGUUUCAUCCGUAUCAAUCCGCGAAGCUUUCUUGUUAUUGCCAGUCUUUGUUACUUACACUAGCACAGAAUGUUCUUGGAAGAGUUCUAAAGGGCUAGUGGCUAUGGCAUUUUGACAGACAAUAUUCUAAGCUUGUUUGGCAGGGUUAACUGCCUAAAAAUAUAAAUAGAACUUUGACCUUUCGAGCAGAACGUUCCUGUCCACUCACUGCCCAGCAUCCGUAGCGACGGCAACAAUGCAGCUGCGGUUUAAGAGAAAUACAACUGCCUGAGACAAAUACAAUCAGAACCUUAACGUUCUCGAGUGAAGGCCCUUGUAUUUUUGAGGUAGAAACCCGUUGUUUGGCCAGACUGCUAAGUUGGGCAGUUUUUGACGAGAUCCCGGGUGGGGGAAAAGUCCGAACGGAAGUGCAUGUGCGCAAUACAGUUGCCUAGUGCUGAUCAAGAGUUAGUCAAGGGCAUAAAAGUAACAAAAUAUAUGUAAAAACAAUUGAAAUUAGAGAUUUUGUGGUAGAUUGAAGAUAAAAAUUAUCAUAAUGUGCUAUGGGCGCUUACAUUUCUAGCCUAAAAACUAAAAAGUCUUGAGUGCGACAUUGACCAACAGUCUCUUUAUAUAUUAUCUGUUUGUGUUUUGAUGUUAUGUACUCAAGUGAAUAAAAUGUUUUUGAUGUUACUCUGAGUGUAUAUCCACACCGGGCAAGCUGAAAAGGUUGGCCUGACCACGGUGGGAAUCGAACCGAACGACUGGUAUCCCAAAGGUCGCGAGUUUGAUUCCGGUGUGGAUAUACACUCAGAGUAACAUCAAAAACAUUAUUAGUUUCUUUAUAUUUGUCAUGAAGUUCGAUUCUUCAAGCAAGCAUACAGAUAUUGUUCGUCACUUUCUCAAAGUUUAGUGGGUACAUAUGAAAUAGUCUCCUUGGGCUACCAUGGUUUGCUAUUUCUCAAUCCUGCUAGUUUAUUGUCAGGGCAAUUAGGCCCACAUAUAGGCUAUUCUCAUUUACGGGCAUAUUGUUGCAUAACAGGCUGAAUAAUUUACAUUGUCUGGAUUUUAUCAAUUUGCAAGAACUGUCAAAUCAUAAAGAAUUGGCUGAUAUAUAAAAAUACACAGUUUAUAUAUCCCCUUGGCAAGUAAACUCAUCUACAGACAAAGAAUAUUAAAAGCCAUUAAAAGCUGUCAAAUGUUUUUCAUAAAAGUUUGAUGUCUGAGAGUAUUAAAACUAAAAUAUCUGUGACUGUUUAUCCUCAGAUGUAAAUAUGAUAUAGCUCUGCUCAAAUAAUCAUAUGUUAAAACCGUAAUCCAUAAUGUUUUUAACAAACAUGAAAAUUUUAUGUGAGAGCAAACUAUGUUAUCAUCUUGUUUGUCCUUUGAUGCAAAUGUGGAUAGGGAUAUGCAGGUUCUUGCUUGCUGGCCAUAUAAGGUUUUUGCACCUGUUAAAGAGUUGCAGAUAUUUUGCUUUUAAUCCAUUUAAGAAUCAAGAACACAUCAAGGCACCAUCACUUUGUCUUAGGAUCAAGAAUUUGUCUGGAGUGAGGGAAUGGUUAUUUUUUUAAUACUGCUUUACUUCUUUUCAUCCAUAAAGCUCCAGUGUGUUGUGUAAUGCGUGGGCCCUACUUUAUUAUUUUACUCUGCCAAAUACAGUUGACCACUUAAGUCCUCAAGGGAAAAGUGUUGAGGGUCAAGUUAUGUUAAGUAUAAACUUUUUCUUCCAAAAAUUUCAGUUUGAAGCUUCCUCCCCAACCUUUGUAUAUAUCCUUAAAUAAACUUGUCUUUAAAUAAAAGUAUCCUUAAAUAAACCAGAGUUUUAAAUAAGCAACAAGUCAGAGCAAGACAGCAAGUAUAUAUAUAAGAAUUCAUUGUAUACGAGAUAAAUAAUCUUGUGAUUGCUUGACCUGAAUGGAAUGUUUACUUAUUGGAUUAAACAUUAAUACCUCUUUACUAUAUUUUGGGAUUAGUUUGCAAAUGAGUUGUAAGUAUGGAGCCAUAAUGAAUUAAUUUUUGAACCUUUUCAAGUGUAUGUAGGGAAAUGGCAUAUUGUAUAAGAAUUGAUCAACGAAAAACUGUUUAUGGAUAGCUUGGAAUCCUCUUCAUUUAACCUUAUUUCAACAUCACUAUGUUAUUUAGAGAAUGUUUGAGAGCCACCUUAAUAUGGCUUUGUUUGAAGUAUCAUUUUGGUAUUUGAGAAAUCCGCAAUAACAAGGCUUUGUUUGAAGUGCAGUUUAAUUUGGUAUUUGAGAAAACUGCAAACAGCCACUUUAAUAAGGCUCUGUUUCAGUUGCCAGAACUCCGUUUUCUAAUGCCAGAACUCCCUUUUCAAAUGCCAGAACUCCCUUUUCAAAUAGCAGAACUCCCUUUUCAAAUAGCAGAACUCCCUUUUCAAAUGCCACAACUCCCUUUUCAAAUGCCACAACUCCCUUUUCAAAUGCCAGAACUUCCUUUUCAAAUGCCACAACUCCCUUUUCAAAUGCCACAACUCCCUUUUCAAAUGCCACAACUCCCUUUUCAAAUGCUAGAAUUCCGUUUUCAAAUGCUAGAAUUCCGUUUUCAAAUGCUAGAAUUCCGUUUUCAAAUGCCAGGACUCCCUUUUCAAAUGCCAGAAUUUCCCCUCAUUAUGAAAUUUGGAAGACUUCCAAGACCCACCUUAAUAUAAUAAAGGCAUUGUUCGAACUUUGAAGUGCAGUUUGGUAUUAGGGAAAUUGGCAUAGAGCUACCUUAAUUUAACAAUGCUCUAUAUGGAUGUAGUUUUGGUGAGAUUUUGAAACAUUAGGGAGCUACCUUAAGAAAGAAGGAGCUACCUAUAAAGCCUGGUUCACAUUGAUCGUAAACAUCGGCGAUGCCCAUUGUCGGUGGUCAUUGAUGCAUAAAAUGUUUUGUGCAUUUUCUUCUUCGUUGCUCACAGACAAUGGAUCGUAGAACAUCGCCGAUCAAUGUGAAUCAGGCUUAAGUCUGUAUAGAGCCACCUUAAUAAUGAAUCGCUUUGUGACAACUUGCUGGUAUUAAUCUUUAGAGAGCCACCUUAAAAUGAUUUAUCAUUAAUUUCCCAUUUUCAGGUAAAAUAAAAUAUAGCGAAACAGUUUACGACGCUUGUACGGAGUCUUUCGAUUGCCUGCCACUGGCAGCUUUGAUGAAUCAACAAUUUUUAUGUGUUCACGGUGGCUUGUCUCCAGAAAUACACACAGUUAACGACAUACGAAAGGUAAACAGAUUUGGGCAUCAUUUCAUCAUGUGAUGGCAAAUACAAUUAAAGAUUAACAGUGCAAAUGAUUUGUGAAACUUUGGCCAAAAUUGCACUAGCCGCCGAGGCCAACCAAUAUAGACAAUUCCCAUUAUAGAGUAAUUUUAAAACUAGGCAAGGAGAUGCAAAUCAAUCACCACAGCUAGAAGAGCAUACUAAAAUGAGUAAAAUUGCAAAGUUUGGUUGCGAAAAUAUACCAUUUUUGGCCCAAAUGUGGUAGCAAUUUCCACACGCAAUACAAAAGUAUACAAAAUUUGCGAACUUUGCAAGGCUAUAUUUUCCGCAUUUUACAACAUGUCGCAACCAAAAUUUGCCAUUUUACUCACCUUAGUAUACUCUUUCUAGCUGUGGUGAUUUAUUUGCAUCUCUUUGUCUAGUUUUAAAAUUAGUCUAUAAUGGGAAUUGUUUAUUGUUGUCCUUACCGAAACCCUCUCUUUCACUCAUUCCAAGAACUGACUUGCAAGCUCGCUGUAAUAUGAUUGGCUGCAGGGUUGGGCGAUAUUUUUAACAUCAUAUCAUGAUUAUCGUCUAGGAAAUUAUCACAAUAUUCGAUACCGCGAUAAAUGCAAUAAAAAUAAUGGCCGCAGUUCCAAUUUUAGAUAAUAGACUGUAAAAAAAUAUAUUAACAUAAGAUAUAUCAGUUCAUUAUUAUUAUAAAUACAAAUUGAAGUAAAUAUCCAGUAUAUAUAUCUAUAAAUAUAUAUAUAUAUUUAUAAUAUAGCAUUUGUAAAUUCUGAACGCUGAUUGGCUAAGAGCCGUGUUGAUAUAACUCAAUGUCAACACAGAAAAUCUCUUUCUUUAUAUUUCUUUGUGCUAUAAUAUAAAAAAAUAUAAAACAUUUUCCGUAUUGUCUAUUGAUACACAGUUGUAUCAACACGAGUGGAAAUUGGGAAAACGAGAAGUCGAGAAAUUGUGUGGGAAAACGAGAAAUUGUGUGCGAGAAAUUACAUUUGUUAAAUAUUUCAUCAUUGCAUAAACUUUGGCUGUCCACUGCCGAUAGUAACGUUUAUUUGUUCGAGAAAUUAAAACAACUGUUUUCGGAUUUUGUCAAACAACUGUUUUCGGAUUUUGUCAAACAAUAUCACGAUAUAAUCAUUGACCAUAAUGAUAAUUACGAUAUAUCGUCGCUCAUGUUUCUACUUUCGAUACGAUAAUCAGGAGUGGAAAUAUCACGAUAAUAUCGAAAUAUCGCCCAACCUUAAAGGGUAUGGCAUUCAAAAUUAACUUGUCUUAUUUGAAAGAACUUUUAAAGUUAUAUAUGAAGACCCUUUCGAAGUAUUUUGACCAAAAACAGUGUGCAGUCCGCCAUCUUGGCAUUAUAAUUGACCUAAUUGACCAUUUGCGUAAUAGACUAAAUUUUGAACUAAACAAGUCUAGACAAAAAUUUCAUUACAGCUUGAAGGAGCAUCGCAAAAUUAGUAAUAUUCCAAAGUUUCGUUGCAAAAUGUUGUAAAAUGCGGAAAAUAUAGCCUUGCACUUGCGAAAUUUGCAAUUUUCAGUCAUUGUAGAUUACAAACGGGAAAUUGACAGCCCCAAACCCUUCGAGGCUGUCAAUUUCCGGUUUGUAAUCUAAAAGGACUGAAAAUUGCAAAUUUCGCAAGGCUAUAUUUUCCGCAUUUUACAACAUUUUGCAACGAAACUUUGGAAUAUUACUAAUUUUGUGAUGCUCUUUCAAGCUGUAAUGAAAUUUUUGUUGAGAUCAAAAUUUAGUCUAUUACGCAAAUGGUCAAUUAACUGAGUUUUUGAUUACGUCACAAGCAGGGUAAACUUAUUAAAACUUCUUCAUGUGGGACUAAAUUUCUUCGAAAAGUUUCUUAAAAUAUUGUGAGUUAAUUGAGUACUAGAAAGACCUUCAGUCGACGAGUUUCAUAUUGAUAAUGAUAUGUGGUUUGCAAGAUAAAAAUUUCUUCUUUUUUUUUACCCAACUUGUGACAUAUGCAUAUCGAAGCAUAUCCAAGAUGGCGGAAUGCACGUUGCUUUUGAUCAAAAUAAGUCGAUUUAUUUCGAAAGCCAAGCAAGAUACGGAGUAAUUGAAAGGAAGUUUAUAUAUCAUUUUAAAUGUUCUUUCAAAUAAGACAAACUUAAUUUAUAUUGCCAUAUUCUUUUAAAUUUGAAUGAAAGCUGUCAUAGCGAGCUUUUGUGAGUUGACUCCUGCGAUGAAUGCAGACUUGAAUGUUAAACUAUUGUUUUCCAGUUGGAUCGUUAUAAAGAACCUCCUGCCUUUGGUCCAAUGUGUGAUAUGUUGUGGUCAGAUCCAUUGGAAGACUAUGGCAAUGAGAAAACGAAUGAAAACUACAGUCACAAUAGUGUUAGAGGAUGCUCAUACUUCUACAGGUAAACAAUUGUGUCGCUUAUUGUCUGAGAUAUAUAUUAUUGUGUGUGAUGUCCAUGUAUAUGUAAAUAGUUUCAAAAUGUUGAGCCUGGACGAAAAUUACGUAGUGUAAAUCUGGUCACCCAAUGAAAAUAAAGUGCAUUAUUAUUAUUGUCAAAAGCAUAUUUUCAAAACAAUGUAUUUCUCGUUUUAGCUACCAAGCCAUCUGUGAGUUUUUACAAAAUAACAAUCUACUUUCCGUAAUACGCGCUCACGAGGCUCAAGAUGCUGGGUAAGUACUUGAGACAGGGUUGUACAAAACUUGAAAGUCCUUGAAUGUCCUUGAAUUUGAAGACAAAAAUUCAAGGCCUUGAAUAUCCUGGAAUUUGUAAAAAAUACUCGAAAGUCCUUGAAUUCUUCUUGCUUCAGUUUCCUAAAUAUUCCCUAGAUUACCAUUCAUUCUGUGUACAAAUGUGUGUUUUUCCACCACAGGUAUAGAAUGUAUAGAAAAAGUCAGACGACUGGAUUCCCAUCGCUUAUUACUAUUUUCUCAGCACCGAAUUAUUUGGAUGUUUACAACAACAAAGGUAUACAACUUUCUCUUUUGCACUUAUAACCCUGUAGUGAACGGUAGGCAAAAUCAGUAAUCUUUAAUUUCUACCUUCUUUUAGCUGCUGUUUUAAAAUAUGAGAAUAAUGUAAUGAACAUACGACAAUUUAACUGCUCACCUCAUCCAUAUUGGCUGCCAAACUUUAUGGACGUUUUUACAUGGUCUUUGCCAUUCGUUGGUGAAAAAGGUAAUUUCCAAUGUCCCUUGAGUGUAACGUGCUUUGAAACGACAAAGAAUAGGGGAAGUCGUUUUCUUUCUACAAGAUUGACAGAGGUUCGUCUCAAUCCUUUGAGAAGAGUGCCUUAAGUUUGACCCAAAUAUCACAGGUUUUCUCUGAAUGCUCCAAUUUCCUCCUAUAGCGAUACUGGAUCGAUAUGGGAUGAUCCUUACUCUACCUCUAGGAAGAAUAGUUUGGGACUAGUACAGCUAUCUAGUAUGGAACAAUAAAGGAUGAUCCUUACUGGACCUCUAGGGAGAACAGUUUAGAACUGAUAGAGCUAUCCAGUUUAACUGUGGUAUAAGUAAAGUUAGUUUAGUUUAAGUUUCCUCCUGUAGUAACACUGGAUCAAUAAGAGAUUAUCCUUACUGGACCUCUAGAAAGAAUGGUUUAGAACUGAUAAAACUACCCGGAAUAAAUAAAGUUAGUUUAGUUUAUGUUUCCUUCUGCAGUGACAUUGGAUCAAUAAGAGAUGGCUCUUACUGGACCUCUAGGAAGAACAGUUCAGAACUGAUUAAGCUAUCCAGUAUAAAUAAAGUUAGUUUAGGUUUCCUCUUGUAGUAACACUGCAUCAAUAAGAGAUGACCCUUACUGAACCUCUAGGAAGAACAGUUUAGAACUGUUAGAGCUAUCCAGUAUAAAUAAAGUUAGUUUAGUUUAGGUUUCCUCCUGUGGUAACACUGCAUCAAUAAAAGAUGAUCCUUACUGGGUCUCUAGAAAGAACAGUUUAGAACUGAUAAAGCUAUCCAGCGUAAAUAAAGUUAGUUUAGGCUGAUAAGUCCACUGUACUUACGCGGGAUACAUUGCUAUUACAGUGACAGAAAUGUUAGUGAACAUUUUAAACAUCUGUACUGAUGAAGAACUGGACGACGUCAAGGAAGACGAAGAGAAGACUAGAGAAGCGGCCAAAAGGAAGGAAGUCAUUCGAAACAAGAUACGAGCUAUUGGAAAGAUGGGACGACUCUUCAGUGUACUAAGGUAAAGUAAUGAGCCAACAUUAAGGUACAUUGCAGCUUAACAUGGAUUAAUAAUGAUUUUUAAACUCUCAACUUUCUACAUCAGGGAAGAAAGUGAUAGUAUUCUAAAACUGAAAGGUCUCACACCAUCAGGCUAUCUUCCCACCGGUGUUUUGUCUGGAGGGCGCGAUUCUUUGGAAGAAGGUAUGGAGUUUGUUUGCUAGUGUACUUCAGUGUAAUAUUUCUUACUGAACAUUCUGAACAUCCUAUAUCUUCAUUCCAGCUUUGAGCGGUGACUGGAACCAUCACAAGAUCAAAUCGUUUAAAGAGGCUCGUCAUCUCGAUCUGGUCAAUGAACGUAUGCCACCAAGAAAAGAUUCAAGCUCCUCUAGCCCCAAAAAGACGUGAUCUUAUCACCUCCCGGCUAGCGCAAUAUUCUACACACUUUCGUGCCUAAGACGCAACCUUUUUAGAUAUUACGGUCGUUAACCUAUAGUUUCUCGGUAUCAUAUAAUUUAGAAGUAUUCUCCUUUUGCAUUUCGCAAAAAUCUCAGAAAAUUUAGGGCGAUUCUAUAAUCGAACUGGAAAACAUUGCGAUGUUUUCGUACGGGUAUACUAUAGGUAGCCACCUUAAGUCUGAAAAAGUUGAUCUUGGAUAAUGUUAAAAAAGUGGAUAAUUCUUAAUGCUUCGAUUCUUCAAAUGUCCUUUGGACGCUCUUGUAAAAUCAGCCCAAAACCUAACGUGUUUUGCUAUAUCCUUUCAUAAAAUUAUGCCUGGUUUCUACUUGGUUGUGGCUGUCGUGAAUAUGCCAUGGUAGCCAGCGUGUUAGGAGAGAUCCAGACUAUUCACAUGUAUUGAAAUGGAGUGUUGUGAUAUCUCUGCAGUCAGUACAGACUGAUUUACAUAUACGGUGCACCAAUCGCAGAAAAUUCACAUAUCACUUCGCGUGUGAAAUUUUAUGUGGAACAUUUCACAUGUGAACACGCCCAUUUCAUAUGUGACCACGCACAUUUCAUAUGUGAACACGCCCAUUUCAUAUGUGGAAUUCACAAUUUUCACCACAUGAAAUGUGACUUUCACAUGUGUGAAAUUAUUUCUUAUGAGGAAUUGAAACACUGCAUGUGAAAAGUCAUUUUGUGGGCAAGUUAUAUGUGAAAUUUUCGUAAGGGACUGUACACUGACCAUUUCACAUGUAAUGAAAUGUCUGUGUAACUUUGAAAUCAGUAGAAACACACAGCACAAAAUAGAUGCAGACUAUUUGACAUGUAAUGUAAGUGUCGAAAAUAAACGCCACCUCGGAAUUUCCUAAGAAACCACUUUGCAAUUCUUAAGCAUAAAAGAUAUUAGGCCCCUGGGAAUUGAAAUCGAAUUGCUAAUUGAUCAUAUUACUGUUGUUGUAUCGUACUUGUAAAAUAAAAACUUAUUAAGUGCCAUUAAAUAAAUGUAUAAAUUUUGCUUUGUGCACUCGCGUGUGCUGUAAUUUUGACAGUGGUGCUAUUUUAAAUUCCCAGGCACCUAAAAUAUUUUGUCCUUAAAACAAUGUCGAUUUCUUGGGAAAUUCCGAGGUUGCGUUUUUUUUUAUACACCCUGUAUAUCAGUAGACAGAUUUGCAUAAAACACGCAAGACAAGAUCCAUGACGUGCAUGGUCAUGACAGCCACGACCAUCUAGAAACUUUCUACUAUUCUCAGAAACUGAAUUAAUUCUCUGAUUUAUAGAUUAUUUAUUGUACGAUGUGAAGGCUUAAAUUCGUUUGUGAUAUAUAUAAUACCAGACGUUGGUUUUAAAGUAUUGCAGAUGAAGUAUGUCUAUGUACACGCGAAAUUAAACAAUAAACUCCUUUUUUUGAGUUUUGAAAAAUUCCUUUGUCAUACAGGCUUUGCUGAAUUCUGUUCAUGAAUUUAUCUAAUUCUCGCG